Protopterus annectens (West African lungfish) is the source of this 2005-nucleotide messenger RNA. Its product is annotated as leukotriene A-4 hydrolase-like. Gene Ontology annotation, biological process: leukotriene biosynthetic process; peptide catabolic process; proteolysis. Gene Ontology annotation, molecular function: epoxide hydrolase activity; zinc ion binding; metallopeptidase activity. Bases 1 to 1857 code for a protein of 618 amino acids. Gene Ontology annotation, cellular component: nucleus; cytosol. The transcript is spliced from 19 exons. NCBI's taxonomy places the organism in Eukaryota, Metazoa, Chordata, Ceratodontiformes, Protopteridae. The record is from RefSeq and is a predicted model, not a curated record.
AUGGCAGAAGAAAUGGAUCCCUGCUCUUUUACAUCCUUCCAAAAGUACACUACAAAACACCUAAACCUGAGGUGGCAUCUCAAUUUCAAGAGCCGCAUUAUUCAAGGAAGUGCUGCUUUGACCAUUGAGGUUUUGGAACAGAAACUAUCUAAUCUGAUACUGGACACAAAAGACCUGAAAAUAUUUAAAAUUCUUGUUAAUGGACAGAAAGCCACGUUUUCUUUGGGACCAAAGCACUGGUUUAAAGGAAGUCCUUUGGAAAUUACUCCUCCGUUUCAGUUAGAAAGGGGACAGCAGGCUGUAGUGGAGAUAUUUUAUGAAACCUGUCCAGAAGCAUCAGCUCUACAAUGGCUCAACCCAGAACAAACUGCAGGAAAACGGCACCCCUUUCUCUUCAGUCAGUGCCAGUUCAUCCACUGCAGAAGCAUAACACCCUGCCAAGAUACCCCUGCAGUGAAACAGACAUAUUAUGCCCAGGUAUCUGCUCCUAAGGAACUGAUUGCAGUCAUGAGUGCUAUAUGUGAUGGUGAUGAACCCGACUGCAAGGACAGCAAGCAGAGAAUACUUCAAUUUAGGCAAAAGAUACCCAUACCCAGUUACCUGAUUGCAAUUGUUGUUGGGGCAUUAGAGAGCAGAGAGAUAGGUCCAAGGAGUAGACUGUGGGCUGAAAAGGAGGCCAUAGAAAAAGCAGCGUUUGAGUUUGCACAGACUGAAACUAUGUUGAAGACAGCAGAAUCGCUUGUAGGUCCGUAUUUAUGGGAAAGAUAUGAUCUCCUAGUCCUGCCACCUUCUUUCCCAUAUGGAGCCAUGGAGAAUCCUUGCCUUAUGUAUGUCACUCCAACAUCAAUUGCAGGUGACCGAUCCUUAGCAGAUGGUAUUUCACAUGAAAUUGCACAUUGUUGGAUGGGAAACCUGGUUACUAAUAAGACCUGGGAACAUUUCUGGCUGAAUGAAGGUCAUGCUGUCUACAUUGAGCGUGUAAUUAGUGGUCGCAUGUAUAAUGAGAAAUGCAGGCAAUUUGCUGCUAUUGGUGGCUGGAACUACCUGUGUGAUUCAAUUAAAACACUUGGAAAAACCAACAAGCUGACCAACCUGGUUCCAAACUUGGCUGAAGUCGAUCCAGAUGAAGCAUUCUCCUGUGUUCCAUAUGAGAAAGGAUUUGCUUUGCUAUAUCAUUUAGAACAGCUACUUGGAGGACAAGAUGUCUUCAUUAAAUUUCUCCAUGCAUACGUUUGGAAGUUUGCAUUUAAAAGUAUAACGACAGAUGACUGGAAAACAUUUCUGUAUGACUAUUUCAAGGAUAAGGCUGAUGUUCUAAACAAGGUUAACUGGGAUGCAUGGAUGAACACACCUGGCAUGCCUCCAGCACAGCCACAGUACGAUACUACUUUGGCAGAUAAAUGCACUACUCUCAGCCAGAGAUGGAGCAAAGCCAAAGAAUCAGAGCUAUAUUCCUUCAGCUCUGCAGAUAUUGAAGAAAUGACACCUCUUCAGUUGAUUGAGUUCUUAUCACAACUGUUGCUGAAGGACCCACUACCAUUGAAACAUGUACAGAGAAUGCAAGACGUGUACAGCUUUAAUGCUGUGACAAAUAUGGAAAUACGAUUCAGGUGGUUACGACUCUGCCUGCGGUCUAAGUGGGAUAAUGCUGUUCCUUUAGCCCUCAGAAUGGUCACAGAACAAGGCAGACUGAAAUUUACUCGGCCACUAUUCAGAGACCUUUAUGACUUCACAAAGUUUCGCCAGGAGGCAAUCAAUGCAUACAUGAAAUACAAGCAAAGCAUGCAUCCCUGCACUGCUCUUUUAGUGGGAAGAGACUUGCAUUUGCUACAAGAAGAAUUAACUGCUGCUUUCUAGCUCACCAUGUUGGAAGUCUACUUUCAGCAGGCAAUAGUUCACAUUUAGAUUUUAGAUUGGAAUACACAUUACUCAAAACCAAAUAUGGAUAUAACUGAAAACAAUUUGAAGAAAAAAAGUAGAUUUUAUAUUGCAUUUGACUGGAAUU